This is a messenger RNA of Trichoplax adhaerens, 480 nucleotides long. RefSeq lists its product as uncharacterized. The transcript has 5 exons. Gene Ontology annotation, cellular component: membrane. The coding region runs from base 1 to 480 and encodes 159 amino acids. Gene Ontology annotation, molecular function: nucleoside transmembrane transporter activity. Gene Ontology annotation, biological process: nucleoside transmembrane transport. NCBI's taxonomy places the organism in Eukaryota, Metazoa, Placozoa, Uniplacotomia, Trichoplacea, Trichoplacidae. The record is from RefSeq and is a predicted model, not a curated record.
AUGUCAGUUUUAGAUACCUUAUCUAAUGAAUGCAUAAAUUUAUAUUAUUUACGAUUUCUCCAAGACGUUAAUGCUAAGUCCCAAUUUAGUGCAACGUUUAAUAUUGAAGCUAUUCAGCAGAAAAAAGCUAUAGAUGAGGAUAAUCAAGCUUCUAAUGAUUCUGAUGACGAAUACGAGCAUGUUCCAUUUGAAAAUAACAGAAAGGAGCGUCUCAAGUACGCUUUCACAAAGAUAUGGCCUGUAGUUUGUGCUCAGUUUUUGUGCUUUAGUGUUACGUAUUCCAUUUUUCCUGGUAUCACAUGCCGCGUUAUUUCAGUUCAUAAGAGAAAUAACAGUAUGUUAACAGGUGUCUUAUUCGUACCAGUGGCAUGCUUUUUGUUAUUUGCUAUAUCCAAUUUUGUUGGUCGAUUUAUCUCCAAGUUAAUACAAUUGGAAAUAUCUAGAUCAAGCAAGCUAAUUCAUGAUAUGCCUGACUAUUAA